Ectocarpus sp. CCAP 1310/34 is the source of this 4041-nucleotide messenger RNA. Lineage: Eukaryota; Phaeophyceae; Ectocarpales; Ectocarpaceae. The record is from the annotation of a GenBank genome assembly.
AUGGCAACACCGGCGGUAUCGGCGGCGGCUAUGGAGCGGGGGUCGCCCCGGCUGUGGACCCUCCUGCGAGAAGCCCAGGAGGAGAUGGAGCGGGGCACCGACGUACUCGGGGAUGAGCUCAACAUUCUGUGGCGAAACGUACGGAAAGGGGCCGCCGACGGUCGAGGCGACCGCGGCGAUGGCGGCGGCGGCAGGUACGGGACGGAGACGGCCGGGGCGGUUGCCACCAGCUCGGCGGCGACGGCUGCUGCCGCCGAUGGCAAUAAUGGUGGCAGCAGCAGCCCCCCGCAGUUGCCCCGGAGACAGGCGGACGCGUUGCUUCAGGGGCUGGAGAAGCUGCAGGCGGAGAUGGAGGCGGAGGCCGCGUCUUUCCAGCGCCAGAGGAACGGGUUGAUGCGGAAGAUCCAGCAGUCUCUUGCGGUCGGUGAGCGGCGCCAGCACAAGCACAACAGCGAGGGAGCAGCGAGGGAAGGGAAGGGAGGAACGCUCGAAUGGAGAAGGAAGAAGUGUGAUCAGAUCGUCGAGAGGCUAGAGGAGGAGGCGGAGAGCAUGAGGGCUGCGGUAAUUGCCAGCCACGCCCGGCUUCUUGGGCGCGUGCGAGAGGUGCCAGCAGCACGGGCAAGGAGGAGAGCCGAACAAACCACCGCCGCCGCCACCGCACUCGCGGCCACCGCCUCGGCGUCAGCGGCAACCACAGCGAGCUGCGGAUACAACACCCGCACGACCACGAGCAACGCAGCCAAGGCGUCGGCGACGGCGGGCGGCGCGGUGGCGGGAAUCGGAAGGGAAUGUUCGGCAACGAAGGCGGGGGGGGUGCGGGGGGGGGACCACAGAGGCGACGGCGGCGGCAACCCAAGCCGCGGUAGCUUGGACGACCUCGUGGACUCGGCACAGGCGGUGCUGGCGGCCAGGGAAGAGCUCGCAGAGCUCAGGGUUGCCGUGGAGGCAACGCGGGACGAGCUGUCGAGAGAGCGCGAGAAGUCCCGGGCCGCUCGGCGCCAGACCUCCCGCCUCGAGUCCUUCCGGUCUUCUGCGGCGGCGGCGGCAACCCGGGCGAACCGCGACGCCGACAAGGCAAGAGCGGAGACCGAACGCCUUGCGCUCGAGGCCGCCGCCGCAAGGGAGCGAGCGGUGACGGCGGCGGAGCAGGAGGCCCGCCAGCUCUCCAGCCGCCGCUGCGCGGAGGAGGAGGCCGAGGGCGCCGCGGCGGCGGCGGAGUCGGAGCUACGGGGCCGCCUGGGGUCUCUCCGCGGCGAGGCCGAGGAGCUCGAGACGCGGCUGCGGGAAGCGUCGAGGGAGCUGGAGCGGCGGGAGGCGAGGGCGGAGGCGGCGGCGGCGGCGGCGGACCGGGAGGAGGAGCGGCUCGCCGACUGCCGCGACAGCUUCGGGCUGGAGAUCGAGGGCCUGCAGAAGGGGGUCGGUGAGCUGGAGGCCGAGGCGGUGGGGUGGAGGGGCGCGCUGGAGGCUGCCAGGUCGAGGCUGGAAGCGGAGGAGGAGCGGGGGCGGACGGAGCGGCUCAGGUUGCAGGCGGAAGUGAAGCGGCUCGGGGGCGAGCUGGACGGGAAAAGGAAGGAGGCCGGGGUGCUGGAUACCCGCGUGGAGGCCUUGCGCGAGCGCCACCGGUCCGAGAGCGAGAGGUGCGCGCGGGAGACGAGGCGGGUGACCGCGGAGCUGGAAGGCCUACGGUCGGAGGAGGCGGAGGUGAGGUCGAAGCUGCGGGACGGCCGGGCCGAGCUGCUGGCCGUCGCCGCCGCUGCGGAGGACAGGGCCGCGGCGGUCGACGCCGCCGAAACCGCCGCCGCUUCCCUGGAGCGCCGCGCCGCCGAGCUCAGGGCGCAGGUCGAGGGGCUGGAAUUCGCGCGGGACCGGGUGGCGGAAGAGACCGAGGCGGCGCGGCGUCGGCAGGCGGAGGAGCUAUCCCGCUGGAAGGAGGCCAUGGCGGAACGGCAGCAGGAGUUCGAGAGGUUCUCGCGGAUGGUCAGGAGCAAGGCUUCGUCGCUGGGCGAUCUGGAGAAAGAGGCAGAAGGCCGGGCCGCUCGCAGCCGGCAGGCGCAGUGCGACCAGGAGGCUGCCGAAGCCCGCGCCGCCGCCGCCCUGGACGCGGCGCGGAAUGCCGCCAGCCUCGCGGAGAGGGGAAGGGACAAGGCGGAGCAGGAGGAGGCUCGCGCGGAAGCGGCGGAGUCUAGGACGGCCCACGCCGAGGAGGAACUGCGCCGGGUGACGGCGGAGAUUGGCUCGGAGAGAGCGUGUUUGGACAAGGUGAGGACCGACCUCGAGGCGGUCCAGGCGGCGGCCGCCGAGUUAGAGGCGGAGAACUCGCGGGCGCGCCAGCAGCUCGCCAAUGCCACGGAGAGGCGCCGGGAGGAGGAAGGCGCGGUCGAGGUGGCUCGGCAGCGCGCCGCGGCGCUGGCGCGGGAGAAGGCGGAGCUGAGCUCGACGGCGGUGGCGGCGCAACGUCAGGCGAGUCCCACAAGUAUUUCGUCUGUUGGGGGUACCCCAAUGGACACCUCAUGCGUGUUGCCCCUCUUGCCCUCCGCCUUCGCAGCGGUCACCGCCGCUCGGGGCGUCGUCGGCUCCGCCGGCUUGGCCACCCCGGGCGGCAAUGGUGGAAUUGACUGGCUAGAUCUUCGGUACACACCAUGCUUCCACCCCAAGAGCGCCAGCGAGAGGGAAGCGGCCGCCGCCGCCCGUAGCGAGCUCGCCGAGCUGAGGGAGGCCGCGGACAGGGAGAGGAGGACCCUGGAGGGGUUCCGCGACGAGGCGGCGGAGCUCGAGGCCGGGGUCGCGCGGAGGAGGGAGCAGGAGAGGUUCGCGAGAGGGGCGGCGGAGGCGCAGCAGGCCCGGCUGGACGACCUGAAGCGCGAGGAUAGCAGGCGUGGGAAGUCGAGGAGUAUUCAGCGCCAGGUUGCCGCCCUACGCGACGAGCACCUGCGCGCCGAGAAGAGCGUCUGGUCCCUCGUGGGCGAGGUGAGCUCCCUGUCCGCCAGGCGGGACGACGCCGCGAGGCGAGACCGGCAGCGAGAGAGGGAGGAGGAGGCACUCUCGGCCAGGCGGGAGGCGGUCGCGGCCGCGGCGGAGCGCGAGGAGGAGAGGCUCCGCGUGGCGACGGUCGCCAGGGAACGGCUGGAGGCGGAGAUGGACGAGCUCGACGCUCGCGCCAGCGACCUGCGAGCGGAGGUCGCCAGAGCCACGCAGGACGGAGCGGCGCUGCGAGAGGACGCCACUGCCGCCGCUGCUCGCGCGAGCGAGGCCAGGCGCAGCCUCGCCUCCGCCGAGCACGAGACCGCUCGCCUCGCCUCCCAGGCGGAGACGCUCCGCGCUACGAAGGGCGCCCUGGACUCCGAGUUGGCCGGCCUGAGGCACGAGCUCGACACGCUGAGGAGGAGGAGGGGAGACGGCGACGGCGGCGGGGGAAAACUAGGGUGGAAUGAAAAGAGCGGCGAGGGCGUUCAUUUGCUGCAGCCGGCGGAGACAUCGUCCACGAGGGGCGCCGCCGCCGUGUUGUCCCGGGAGGGAUGCAUGCGCGGGGCGGGGGGGCGUGGUAGCCACGGCGCGAGAGAGACACCGCCGCCGACGACGACGGGACGGCCGGCACGAAGCACGGUGAUGCGUGCAAGCGAGGACGGAGCAGGUGGUGGUGGUGGUGGCCGUACCGACGGCGGAAAUCUGGUGGAGAUCGUCGCCGAGUUCCAGGGCCGCCUGAGGCGGCAGGUCCAAGCGGCGCUCGCGGACGGCGGCGGUGGCGUCGGCACUUGUUCUGCUGAUGGCUGUGACGACGACGGCAGAAUAACAAGAGGAUCGGCCUCCGCUGCCGUGGCGCGGUCCUCUUGCUUGUCGCAAGUGACGACGGUCGAUCUCGUGGAUGAUGGUGAUGCUCCUCCUCGCGCUCGAUUGCGGCGACAAAUCCCGGCGAACAGCCGGGGGGCAAGUUUCAUCACCCAUCGGCGGCUGAAAGGCGGGCAGUUUUCUAGCCGCCCGGCCGGGGGCAGGGGCGGCGGCGACGUUCUCGGCGAGCUUGAGAAGCGCAUCGGUAGGGUUUGA